GCUAAUUAACACGUGAACUAAAUUAGCGCCAAUUCUUGACCUCGCGGAAAAAUUUACGGGAAAAAAAUAACGCCAAAUGCUCGCCAAGCUUUGUUGCCAACGGAGAUAUCAAAGGUACAUAUCCGGUGAUGACGUAGAACACACUUCCGGGUUCCGAUCUGCGGAAUUCUGUAAAACUCCACCAUGGCUAUGUCAUCACUCCCCGCUGCCUGUUUCAGGGUAAAAAGCUCUAUAAACUAGCCCUUCUCUUUGUGAAUAGCCUGUUAGCUAUUCCAAGGAGGUUCUAUUCUAACCUCCUUGAGCUAUUCGCACCACGCACCGUCGGUGCGAUUAUCCACUGCGGUUUCGCUAGCCGUCCGACGCUAGACAGGUAGUCACACCUUUAGGUCUGUCUGUCAUUGUUACUGCGCUUAUGGUUUCUACAAGCGAAGAAUCCAAGUAAUUUGUUUCUGGUCAUAGUAAUUGAGAACGUAGAGGCUGUAAAAAUUGUGUGUUAACAGUAUUGAAAAUAAAACGGAUAUUAUGAUAUAUAAUUCCAUUUCUUGGUAGUGAAGAUGGGUUCUAUAGUUUUGAGCACACUUUCAAUAUUUUUAGGAUUAUUUUUUAUCCUUGUAGGCUCCAUGAAGAUUUCUCCAAAAAUUAAUAAAGAAAUGCAUAGAGAAAUUAGAAGAAACUUUGUGCAAUAUGCGAAAGUGUUUCCCUUGGCAAAAACCAUGGGAAUCAAAAUGCCAUCUAAAUAUUUCCGAGUAGUGGUUGGCUGGCUUGAAGUUCUUUGUGGAGCUAUUCUUAUAUUUGUCCCAGGUGUUGUAAAGCAACUGGCAAAUAUAAUCUUACUAAUCCUGAUGUUGGGUGCGUUUUACACACACACAAUUUUAGAAGACAAAUUUGAAAGAACGGCUCCAUCUAUUGUGUUUGCUCUUAUGCUAGGAUGUCGGCUUGUCGUCUACAUGCAAGUUAAACGUAAGGAAAAGAAAUUGGCAAAUGAAAAAACUCGGGACGCCACACAUAGAGAGUUGUUUAGGACUGAUAUGGUUGCAAAUAAAGAUACUAAACAAGAUUAGAAUAAUUCACUUUAUCAGCCUUUAGUGAAAUGGUAUGCACAAUAUAAAAAUAACUUAUAUUCUUUAUAUUAUUUUCAUAUAAGUUCUAUUAACACCUUUUUUUACUUAUACACGUUUAUGUUUUAGGUAUAUUUAUUUUUUUUAUUCUGUUAUUACAUACUAGUCAUUUUCAUGUUAACUGUUUUAGGAAUUUUAUUUAAAUAUAUUCUUGUUAAUUAAUUUUAAUUAUUUAAAUAUCUGUUUUGAAGUUGAUUUCAUAACUGUGAAAUUUGUGCAAAGGGAGCCAUUAAAUGAAUUUUUUUUUAAUUUUAAAAAAUUGCAUGAAUCAUAAUUAAAGCACUUUUCCCCCCUUUAUACAUUUUUUUAUAUCUAAAAAAGCUUUUAAAACUCACUGGCAUUCCUUGUGAAAUGAGUUUACACAUGCAUUAUGAAAUUUAAGAGUGCAUUUUUGGUUUCAUAAUUUGUAUGAGCUUGUAUUUGCAUGAUAUAUAUAUAUAAAUACACACAUAUAUUUGUAUACUUCUAGUAUAAUUUUUUUGCUUCUGGCAUAAUAUCAAUAGUAAAUAUUUAAGCAACAUUUUCAGUAAACGAAAUUAUUAGUUUAAAUUUUUCCGUACAUGUUAAAUAAUUUUUCACAGGAAAAUUGAUCAUCCAAGUGAGAUUAUUUUUGUUAUGGAACAAUCUUGUAUUACUCUUUGCAUUAUGUCAUAAGUUCAAGGGAUCAGUGGCAAACAGGCACAUGCUACAAAAGUGCAAUUUUAGAUAAAAAAGGAACAUAUUAAAAUUUUUUCUUGCAGAAAUGUGAUGCACAACAGGAAUUAUUCAAACUUGUACUUUUAACAGAUAUGACUAUGCAUGUAUGAAGCUAUGACACCUCCUUUAAAGAUAAAACACAAAAUUAUUUAUAAAAUAUUUCAGAAAUGCAGUAUAAAUUUAUGUAUUAAAAGUAGUUGCAUAUACAUGUUGCUUGGCAGGGAUUCCAUCAUUAUUUAAGCUAAUCACGAUAUAAAUGAAGCAUUUCAGUUUUAAGUAAAUAAUGGUUAUAUAUGAGAUAUGUUAGGAUUUUGCAUUCUGCUCUAGUAUCAUAAUGUAUUUCUUGGAAGCAUUUUAUUCAACAUAUUUACAAAUUCUACUUUUUAGAUAUCCAAAUAUCAUCAGUUAGGGAUUUUCAAUGAAUGAAGGAAUUAUUGUGGGAACAGUUCUAAAAUGUUACAGAAUUAGUCUGCCUUAUUAUAUCUCCCUCCGAAAAGUUUGAUGGUAUACUCCCUCAUUUAGUUUAAAGGGCCGCCCGUGUUUAAUGUGUAGGCUUACUGAUGGAAGUUGGAGGAUGGUAUAGAAAAAUUAAAAUGAAGAUUUUACACACACAUACAUUUAAGUUAAAUUUAUUCAUUCAAAAUGACCCUAUGUAAAAUUGGUCGAUGAUAUUAGAAAUAAGAUACAUAAUUUGUCUGCAAUUAUAUUCAUAGUAAAUAUUAAAGCUGUUAAUGAAUUGCUAUGUGUGCUUGGACAGUUACUUGGCAUCAUAUUGAGAUUAAAAUGUUUCAUAAAACCAAAUGCCUUUUAAUUUAGUUUGAAAUCUCCAGUCUUAAUAAGAGGAACAUCUGUAGGCCACUUAAUGAAAUAGAAUACACAAACACACUCACUGUCUAACAAACAACCUUGCCACUCCCAUGGGGUUGCAUCAACAAAAUAGGGCUAUUUUUGAUGCAUUACUAUGCAUAUACCCUUUUCCCAGUUAAAUUUUGUGUGUUUGUUAAUGUGUUCUUUCAUCUAUUUAAUUAUGUAUUUAAAUUGAUAGUAACAUUUGUAGUUUCAAAGAUAUAAGCAUUCACACACAUUUCAAAUAGCGUCUCAAUUUUUACUUUCCCAUCAGAUCAUUAUGGAGGAUCGUAAUCCCACUUUAAAAAGUAGACACAUAAAAUGUGCCUCUUUUCUUUUAGGCCCUUUAAUUUAUGAACCUUUUGUUUCAUGCUGUUUUGGAGUAAAUCAUUUUCUUGUAUAGUUAAGCUGCAUUCUUUACAAUUUUAAAUGUUUUCUUGCAUAUCAAAGCUUAAAUAUAUUAGUGUGUGUUAUGUAAAUAGUUUAUUAGAUAGAAUUUUCAAAGUAUUACAAUAUAGUGUUAGCAUAAUUAUAAAACUUAGAUUCAAUGUUGCAUUUCUCUUACUGUUUACAUCGACAGAACUAAACAUUUUAACAUAGUUAAUAUAGUGGUUCUUUAAAAUUAGCAUUUUAGAAAAUAAAUAUUGCCAUAAAUGUGAAUUUGUAUGAAUAUUUGUGAAUUUGCUCUUUCUGGUGAUGAAAAGUGAGAAUAUUCCUUCAUGUUUUUUACUGAAGAAGGUCUGCAUUGGAUAAGCAGUGCUAUUUAAUUUUUUAAUGUGCCAAUACUGAAAGAUUCUGAAAAAAAUUAAUGCAAGGCAUUGUAAAAUAGUUAUGUCUUAUUAGCAAUUGAUUAAUUUGUAACCUUAGCAUAUUCAAAAAUUAAAAUAAUUGAAUGGAGCAUAUUUUUUGUGAAAAUCUAUUGAAUUUCAUUUCCUAAUCCCUGUAUGUAAUUUAAUAAAAAAUGUAUAUGUAAUGUUUU
Molecule: messenger RNA, 3639 nt
Organism: Stegodyphus dumicola
Lineage: Eukaryota; Metazoa; Arthropoda; Arachnida; Araneae; Eresidae
Product: putative acetylcholine receptor chaperone
Biological process (GO): chaperone-mediated protein complex assembly; positive regulation of protein localization to cell surface
Cellular component (GO): endoplasmic reticulum
Source: RefSeq, a predicted model, not a curated record